ACAGUCCCCACUGAGAGGACUCCGACCGAAGCUCUUCCCAGGAGAGGAGGUCCGAGGGGGGGCAAGGAGAGGGAGAGGAUGGAGAGGCCUGUUCCCCUGCCCAUCGCCCCUCUGCUGUCCCAGGACCCUCCUAUGUUACUACCGACCCUGCCCCCCCAGCCCCUCAUGUCCCAGCCCCUGCUGAGGAAGCCUCCUCCGGAGCAGAAGAGGAGCAGCAGUAUGGGAAGCAACCAAAGCAGGGCCUCAUCCAGACGUCUCCGCUCUCCCUCCAACGAGUCAGCCCACAGAGAGGACCCUCAGCAGGGCCAAGGACCAGGCCGACCCAGGAGAGGACACCAGCUCCAGGGGGGCAACUCCCGAGACCGGGAACGAGAAAGGGAGCGAGACAGGGAGCGUGGUGAGAGAGAGAGGGGACCAGUGGUCACAGAGCCUCCGGUGGCGAGGGGAGAGGAGCGGAAGUCACGCAUCGACCAGCUGAGGAGAGGAGAGCCCAGUCGCAGCACCUCCUCAGACCGGCAGGACUCUCGCAGCCACAGCUCCAGACGUAGCUCCCCUGAGUCAGAGCGUCAGGUGCAGUCGCGGGCCGGGUCCUACGACGGCCGAGAGCGUGAGAGGGAGAGAGAGAGGGAGCGGGAACAGUUUGAGAGGGAGCGUGAGCGCAAGGACCUCCGACAGCAACAGGGGCCUCCGGGGCCACUACCUCCUCUCCAGCAGCAGGGGCAGCAGAGAGACUGGGAGCCCGAGGGGCCACGGGAGUGGGGUGGGAGGGGCCGUGAACCCCUCCUCAUGCGUGGAGGCAACAGAGAGCAAAUGAGAGAGCGUGAUCUCCGUGACAUGCGGGGUGAGAGAGAGCGGCUUCUGCCCGAGGGUCUCCUGCAGCAGCACGAACGAGAGCGGGAAAGGGAGCGCGGUAACUGCAGACUAGACAGGGUGCCAGGUGUGUGA
This is a messenger RNA of Salvelinus sp. IW2-2015, 945 nucleotides long. RefSeq names its product zinc finger CCCH domain-containing protein 13-like. The transcript is spliced from 2 exons. The record is from RefSeq and is a predicted model, not a curated record. NCBI's taxonomy places the organism in Eukaryota, Metazoa, Chordata, Actinopteri, Salmoniformes, Salmonidae. The coding region runs from base 79 to 945 and encodes 288 amino acids.